GAGAGAGAGAGGAGAUCGAUUCUCCAGUUCCAGUGCUGCUGCUGCUGUUCCUCCUCCAUGGCCGCGACUUCGUCCUCUUCGGAGAUGAUUUGGCCGCGAUUUUGAUCAUGCAUCUGUCGUUUGCUCGUUCAGGUUGCGAAGUUGAGUUCCUGAUUCGCAAUCACCGUCUUCGGUCUUCGUCGGUACAGAGCAUUCCCAGAGGUGUCGAUGAGGUGUUCGACGAAAUUCCCAAGAGAACGAAAUUUGCCCCCUCUCCACCUUCCGGCGGCGGCGGCGGCGGCGGCGACACCCUGAAAAGGCUCCAAAUGCCACCCAACCACCCUCCUGCACCGAAGCCCUUCAAGCCAUACUUCUUCUACGGACACCGCAAGCCCUCCCAGAACCGCCCCGUCGUCUACGGCGGCCUCUUCUCCUCCCGCAAGACCAUCCCCGCUCGGCAGACCCCCGAUCCCAUAAACCCCCCGGCUCCCUUCCACCUCCACAAAUGGGACCCAGACCACCACAGCCCGCUCCAGUCGCCGCCCUUGGCGGCCGAGCCUCCCUCCUCCCUCGCUGCCUCCCGCCGCCUCUCUCCGAUCGCCCGGUUCAUUGUCGAUGCGUUCCGCCGGAACCGCUGUGACUGGGGCCCACCCAUCGUUGCAGAGCUCGGCAAGCUCCGCCGCGUGACACCCGGCCUCGUUGCGGAGGUGCUCAAGGCGGAAAAUAACCCCACAGUCGCCUCCAAGUUCUUUGCUUGGGCAGGUAGGCAAAAGGGUUAUAGGCAUAACUAUGCUGCCUAUAAUGCACUUGCUUAUUGCUUGAAUAGGAACAACAAGUUCCGAGCUGCUGACCAGGUGCCCGAGUUGAUGGACUCGCAGGGGAAGCCACCUAGCGAGAAGCAAUUCGAGAUUUUGAUUAGGAUGCAUGCGGAUGCCAACAGGGGAUUGAGGCUUUACUAUGUGUAUGAGAAGAUGAAGAAGUUCGGCGUGAAGCCACGUGUGUUCUUGUAUAACAAGAUUAUUGAGGGGUUGGUGAGGACUGAUCAUUUAGAUCUGGCAUUGUCAGUUUACGAUGAUUUUAGGGAUGACGGGCUGGUUGAGGAUAGUGUCACUUACAUGAUCCUGAUAAAGGGAUUGUGUAAGGCGGGGAGGAUUAAUGAAAUGAUGGAGAUUUUGGCUAAAAUGAGAGCAAACUUGUGCAGACCGGAUGUUUUUGCAUACACGGCUAUGGUUAAGAUACUGGUUUCGAAAGGGAAUUUAGACGGAUGUUUAGGGGUGUGGGAGGAAAUGAAGAGAGAUGGUGUCGAGGCUGAUGUUAUGGCAUAUGGAACCUUGGUUACGGGAUUGUGUAAAGGAAAGAGAAUGGACAAGGCCUUUGAGUUGUUUAAGGAGAUGAAAGCAAAAGGAAUUUUGAUUGAUCGGGCGAUUUAUGGCGUAUUAGUCGAGUCAUUUGUUGCAGGUGGCAAAGUUGAAUCUGCUUGUGGCUUGUUGAAGGAUUUAAUUGACUCAGGAUAUCGAGCUGACUUGCGGAUCUAUAACUCUCUCAUUGAAGGCUUGUGUAGUGUCAAGCAGGUUGAUAAGGCUCACAAGCUUUUCUUUAUGACGUUGCAGGAGGAUCUCCAGCCAGAUUUUGGGACAGUUAAUCCCAUUCUGGUUUCUUAUGCCAAGAUGAGAAGAAUGGAGGAUUUCAGCAAGUUGCUGAUGCAGAUGGAGAAGUUUGGAUUUUCCGUGAUAAACGAUCUCUCUAGUUUCUUCUCAUCUUUUGUUUGUGAGGAAGAGAGGAUACCAAUUGCUUUAGAUGUUUUCAGGGACUUGAAAGUAAAAGGUUACUGCAGCGUGUCGAUCUACAAUAUCCUGAUGGGGGCUUUGCAAAAGUCUGGGGAUGUGAAAUCAGUAAUGUCUCUCUUUGAUGAAAUGAAGAACACCCAAAUCGAGCCUGAUUCCUUGACUUACAGUAUCGCCAUUGAAUGUCUUGUUGCGCUCGGGGAAAUAAAAGAGGCAUGUGCAUGUUAUAACAGGAUAAUGGAGAUGUCAUGUCUCCCCUCUAUAGAUGCAUAUUGCUCUCUUGCUAAAGGACUUGGCAAAACCGGGGAGAUCGACGCAACUAUGAUGCUCAUCCGUGAUUGCCUGGCCAGUGUUACGAGUGGACCCAUGGAGUUCAAAUACUCUUUGACAAUUCUCCAUGCAAGUAAGUCGGGGCAAGCUGAGAAAGUGGUUGAAGUCCUGGAUGAGAUGGUGCAGGAGGGCUUCCCUCCAAGUGAUGUUGCGUACCCUGCUGUCAUCUCUGGAUUUUGUAAGCAUGGGACAAUAGAAGAAGCUAGAAAAGUCUUUUCAUGUAUGCAAGAGCGCAAGCUUUUGAAGGAAUCAGACGCAAUUGUUUACGACGACAUGCUGGUUGAACACAUGCAGAAGAAGACAGCAGACCUAGUGUUAUCAGGAUUGAAGUUCUUUGGUCUGGAAAGAAAAUUGAAGGCAAAGGGUUGUAACCUGUUGCCUUCGUGAUGAUACAUGUGUUCUACAUUCAUUCUACCAUCACUAUAUUUAUAGGCUUCUUAGCAGCGCAAAAUGGGAUGGGCUUCCUAGCUUUGUGAUCACUAGGAUGGCCUCAAUGAAAUGCCAGGCAGUUUCUGGAUCCUUGAGAUUGCACAUUGAUCUACUGCCCUAUGCCAGUACCCUUUAUUGGGGUUAACUUGAUGUUGUUGAUCUUUGCUGCAAUUGCACCAUCACUUCAGGUCAAAGACAAAAGAAAUAGAUAAUAUCGAAAAUGAGAAGUCAGGGCCCGACCUAGAGCCUAUAAAAGUUGUUCGAUAUACCAAAGCAUGGAACAAGAGGAGUUCAACCUGUUUGAAUUCAAAAGCGGGAACAGUUACUGAUGCGAGCGAAUUCAAGCACGAUGGAGCAGCCAUCAAAGAUCGUGGAAGUAGAGGAAAUCAUGGAGUUGUGAGAGCAGUUGAAUGAUGGAGGUUCACGUGGAGAAAUGUAAUAACUGUUGAGGGGUAUUCAAGGUCAAUAAAUAGAAGGAAUGCAGAAGGCACACGGACGCUCAAGCUAUGCAAAAACUCUAUGAACUUUUCAUCUCAAGUUUUCUUCUUUGUGUUUGUAGAAAUAUUUAUUAAGUUUUACUUUUAGUACUUUUAGUUUUCAAAUCAAUCUUGUAAUCUGUGACGUGCAUUGAAUAUGAUUAUUGACAGCUAUCCAAGGUGCUCUCUAAACUAUUCUGCUUAGCUAUCAUGAUCAAAGAGUUGAGUUAUGUGUUUUGAACUGGGGUUGUGUUAGUUCAUUCAAUAUUUGUUUUUGUAUGAAUUUGAAAUCAGAGUGGUGGAAAGAAUUAAAAUGGGUGAAGAGCUGAGGGGGCUGAUGGUGUGGUUCUUACUUAUUAUGCAUGUGAUCAGCCUGCUAGCCUUGAUUGAUUGAGUACCUUUUGGCUUCCAGAACAUGUUCGAUUAGAGGCAAAACCUUAUGGUGUCUGAAUCACUGAGCGGAAUUCUUCUAAUAUCAUCUUUAGAUAAAGUGCCAGUUAUAGUGGUGGGUUGCAAGCUAGAUUUAAGAGAGGAGCGUCUGCAUAUUAGCUUGGAUCAAGUGAUGACACCAAUAAUGCAGCAAUUUUGGGAGAUCAAAACUUGUAUUGAUUGUUAAGCUUACAAACAAAUUCAGAUCCCGGAGGUUUUCUAUAAUGCGCAAAA
This is a messenger RNA of Syzygium oleosum, 3661 nucleotides long. Its product is annotated as pentatricopeptide repeat-containing protein At4g20740-like. Gene Ontology annotation, molecular function: protein binding. Lineage: Eukaryota; Viridiplantae; Streptophyta; Magnoliopsida; Myrtales; Myrtaceae. Bases 108 to 2480 code for a protein of 790 amino acids. The record is from RefSeq and is a predicted model, not a curated record. The transcript has 4 exons.